AAACCGCUACCACACACCGUAGCAUAUCUUUCAAUGAGUUUCCUAGCAGACGCUGUUUGAAACUAUGGGGGAAAGUGGUUAUGGUACAAAGUUAAUUAGUACAUUAAUAUUGUGUUUGACAGUUGUGUUGGCGUCAUCAAAAAACGAUGUGUUUAAUGAAGAGCUGCUAUUAAAACCAUUACCUGAUGAUCAUGUGUAUGCAUAUUUCCAAUUUACUACCGUAUGGGAUGUUGAACCGGACGCAGAAUCUUUCAAACACAGUCACCUCUUUCCACGUCCACUGGGUGAGAUUGUUGCCCAGUUUGAUGUACAAGAAUUACACGUGAGUCUCACAGGAGGCCUGUGGCGGCACCAACUUUGGGGAUAUCCUGUGCGUGAUGCAGCACCAGGGGCUGAAGUUUGGGCAUGGUUUAAGCCGACCAACAAGGACAUUGAUAAGCUGUGGAAGGAACUGACGGGUGCUCUCUCUGGUCUGCUUUGUGCAUCCUUGAAUUUUAUUGACAAGUCCAACAGUCUACAGCCUGAAUACAGCCUCAGGCCAUCUGGUGUGACACUUGAUAAACAGUUGAAUUCUAGCCUGCUUCGAUAUGCUGCCCUACCAAGGGAAAUUGUAUGCACUGAAAAUCUGACACCGUGGAAAAAACUACUUCCUUGUGAAUCAAAGAGAGGUUUGGCAACACUCUUAAAUGCUGGGUUUAUACACAAUACAAAUUACCACUCUCUAGGAGUUCACCUCAGACCAAUUUGCAGGGAUGAAACUUGUAACAAGAUUUCCCUGGAACUUCAGCAAACUGUUUCCCUUGUGUACGACAUUGCAAUCCUUUCAUUUGGUUCAUCAAAUUGGUCAAUAAGGAAACUCUUUGGCUUAGGUCUCGGAGGGGCCUGUCCACUGGCUAACAGCAGCAUGAUAUAUGUCGAUUUAUCCAAAAAUGAGACAGGAGUCACAUUCCAACUGAUUCCUCCUCCUGAAACACGACUGUCCAGUUGGCGAGGAGGCUAUGAAACAAAGUAUGCUGUCUAUGAUGUCAGGAAGAUAACAUUGCCUGGGAGUAUGAUAAGCAUCGCGGCAGAAACAUCAUCUCCAAAAAUAUUCACUGUAAAUAUUCCACCGGUUCUUCAUGCAAACCGAUAUAUUGUUGGCUAUGGCCAGGAACGUGGUGGCAUUGUCACAAGGAUUCACAACACACAUUGGAAAGAAAUAGAUGUAGUUUAUAUGGAAAAUAUACCAUGGUUUAUACCAGUUUACCUCCAUACACUCAAAAUAACAUCUCAGGGUAGGAAAAUUGAACCAGUACUGAAGAAAUGUCCUGGCAUGGAGCGAACACGCUCCUAUUACCUGGAGAUCUUGAUCCGCCUGCCACAACGUUCUGUAACAGAGAUUUCUAUAGAAUUUGAGUAUGUAUUCCUGAAGUGGCAGGAAUACCCUCCAGAUGCAAAUCAUGGAUUUUACGUUGGGGCUGCAAUAAUUACAGCUAUGUUACCCCUGGCAAGAAGCUACACUGCUCUUCCACAGGAUGUGUCACUCAUUUCUUCCAGUUUCAAUGCAUCACGAGAAGGUUACCUGGUGGAAUUGCGGACUGAAACUCUCAUAGUGACACUGCCAACACCGGACUUCAGCAUGCCAUACAAUGUGAUCUGCUUAGCCUGUACAGUCGUUGCAUUGGCUUUUGGUCCACUGCACAAUAUCACUACGAGAAGGUUGCAAGUUAAGGAAAAAGGAAAGGGAAACAAACUUAUUAACUGGAUCAAAUCACAGUUGAGAAGGAAAAGUGAUUCAGAGGGGCAACCUCAACAGACACAGCCUGAGCCAGUAAGAUAAUGCUGAGUUAAAUUCUAGUCAGUUAUUUGCAUUUUGCUCAGGAAGGUGUUGCAAACCAUUAAGCAACCAAAGCUUAAUUGCUGUGAUAAUUAAUUAUUUUGCAGUAUAUAAUUGAUAAGUAUGUCUUCUAAAAUAAACUUUGUAUAGUAACUUUUCAAAGUAUUGUUCUGUUUAGUACUGUCAUUGAUUCAG
Messenger RNA from Schistocerca piceifrons (Central American locust), 2011 nucleotides. It is a transcript of the gene PIG-T, whose product is annotated as GPI transamidase component PIG-T. The record is from RefSeq and is a predicted model, not a curated record. Gene Ontology annotation, cellular component: GPI-anchor transamidase complex. Lineage: Eukaryota; Metazoa; Arthropoda; Insecta; Orthoptera; Acrididae. Gene Ontology annotation, biological process: attachment of GPI anchor to protein.